CCGGCGUGACGUGAGCACGCAGCCUGCCAGGAGGGGGAGGAGGGGUUUCGACAUUUUUUUUUCCUUCCUUCAUUUCCUUUUUUUCCUUUUUCUUUUCUUUCUCUUUUUUUCUCCUUUUCUCCAUCCGUCCAUCUCCUCUCUCUCUCCCCGCCCCUGUGAUGCCCGUCAGCCUCCCGCGGGUGUCUCCGGCGGGCUCCCCUCCUCCUCCUCUCUCACCCAGCCGGGGCUGACCGGGCUGGAGGGAGGGUGGCAGAGGCACAUCCAUGUCACCAUCACACGGCUUUCUCCAUUAGCCCUCCUCGCACGCUAGCAACCAACCCCGGGGCCCCCUGACCCCGGGCUCCGCACAGCCGGCCAGGAGGUUAUUGCCGUUUGCUCUGUACUAUGCUGAAGAUGUCCCAUGGCCACACAACCCAGGAAACUCUGGAGAUCAUGAAGGAGUCAGAAAAGCGUUUGGUUGAGGAGUCUGUAAACAGAAGCAAGGCCAUAUCAAGGUCGCCAAGCAAAGAGGAACAGGAAUCGGAUGAGCCAAAUUCACGUCAAGAACCCCAGAGGCGGAAUCCAAGCCACGGACAUGCUAGGAAAAGAGCCAAGUCAAACUCUAAGUUAAAGCUGGUAAGAAGUUUAGCUGUGUGCGAAGAGUCAUCUGGACCAUUUGUGGAUUGCUCCUUGGAACCUCAGGAUGUCAUCCACUUGCAUAUCAGUUGCCCAUCAGAUAAGGAAGAGAAGUCCUGCAAGGAUGGGCCUGAGAAGGAGGAAAAAAAUAAAGAAAAGGGGCCAAAGAAGAUGUUGUCUAGAGAUUCUAGUCAGGAGUACACAGACUCUACUGGAAUAGACGUACAUGAAUUUUUAGUGAACACACUGAAGAAUAACCCAAGGGACAGAAUGAUGCUGCUAAAAUUAGAACAAGAAAUCCUUGAAUUUAUUAAUGACAAUAGCAAUCAGUUUAAGAAGUUUCCACAGAUGACCUCUUACCACAGAAUGCUUUUACACCGCGCUGCUGCCUAUUUCGGCAUGGAUCACAACGUAGACCAAACUGGCAAAGCCGUGAUCAUCAAUAAAACCAGUAACACACGAAUACCUGAACAAAGGUUCUCUGAGCACAUCAAAGAUGAAAAGAGCUGCGAAUUUCAACAAAGGUUCAUCCUGAAGAGGGAUGACGCCAGCAUGGACCGUGAUGAUAAUCAGAUCAGAGUUCCUUUACAAGAUGGGAGGCGGAGCAAGUCAAUAGAGGAGCGAGAGGAGGAGUAUCAGAGAGUGAGGGAAAGAAUCUUUGCAAGGGAGUCUGCGCAGAAUGGCCAUAUUGCUGAUAACAGAGUCUACAGAGAAGGCUUUUCCGCUAUCUCUCACAAAAGGAGACAAUUGUUUAGAGGCAACAGAGACUUGCUGAAUCGUGGCUCUGGCAGUCAUCAGAGCAGUACUGAAAGUGAAUUAAAGUCUCUGGAUCCAAGACCUUGGAGCAGCACAGAUUCUGAUGGCUCUUGUCGCAAUAUGCGUCCUCCAGUAACCAAAGCCAGCAGCUUCAGUGGAAUCUCUAUCUUGACCAGAGGAGACAGCAUUGGCAGUAACAAAAGCACAACCAACCGUUCUGGCCGACCAGGCUUGCCGAUAGGCACCCCAGAAGUAUGCAGCCAAGCUUCCUCCUCUCAGCAGUCCACUCGAAGCGUCAUACCUUGCACUGCACAUCAACAACAUCCCCAUCCUCACCAGGCACUUCCACCCACUCCCCAGCAACAAUCCAUGAGUAACCACUUAAUGUCACAGACCCUCCAGCCCUCUCCACAACCGGUCCAGUACUCCGCCAGCUCCUGCCCCCAAGUCCUUCUGCCAGUUUCACCUCCCCAGCAGUACAAUCUGCAGUCGGAUGAUUUGAACAGUCACUUUGGGCAGAUGACUCUUAGUCGACAGGGCUCAUCUGAGGCCCCUGAUCCUUCCACUGCCAUUUACCAGUCGCCCCUUAUUUCCCAGCAUCCCCAGCAGGCCGGUUUCAUCAUGACAUCUGGGGGACAAGCCAUUCCCACAACUGGCUACCCUUCCUCAGGGCACCCUUCUCCCACUCAGCAGGUCAUCACACCGCAGGGAUUCAUGCAGCCUCCGCAGCAAAUUCAGGUUUCGUAUUACCCUACGGGGCAGUACCCAAGCUCCAGCCAGCAAUACCGACCUCUCACGCACCCAGCGGCCUACAAUUCACAGCGCAAUCAGCAGGUCACCCAGCCGCCUCAGCAACCUGGUAUGCAGCCCAUUAUUUCCAACCAGCCUCCUGCUUAUCAGGGUAUGAUAGGGGUCCAGCAGUCACAGAGUUCAGCAAUCCUCAACAACCAGAGAGCCAGUGUUGGAAAUCAAAUGCAGAGUAUGAUGGUGCAGUACACUCCAUUACCUUCAUAUCAAGUUCCAGUGGGAAAUGAGUCCCAAUCAGUCGUGCCACAGUCCUAUCAGCAAUCUGUACUGGUGCCCACUAACCAGUCAGUACAGGGAACCAUGCCAACUGGAGGGAUGCCAGUCUACUACAGUGUUAUACCACCAGCACAACAGAAUGGCUCCAGCCCCUCAGUUGGUUUUCUUCCACCUCCUGGGUCUGAACAGUACCAGAUGUCCCAGUCCCCUUCUCCUUGCAGCCCUCCACAAAUCCAACAACAGUAUUCAGGCGUCAACCCUUCGAGUCUGGGUGUGGUGCUGAUGCAGUUGAAUGUACCUAACGGCCCUCAGGCAACUUCGCAAAACCCGCCAUUGGUCCAGUGGAACCACUGCAAAUAUUUUAGUGUUGAUCAACGGGGCCAGAAACCUGAGCAUCUCUAUGGUGCAGAUGCCAGUACACAGGCCAGUAACCUUAUGAACAGCCCCAUUACAUCCCCUGCACAGUCUCCAACACCUUCACCAGGCUCCAACAUAAACAGCGUCUGCACUGGGCUCUCACCACUAUCUGUCAUCCCCCAGUUUCCCCGGCCUGUUGGUCCUGCACAAGGUGAUGCUCGGUACUCUUUGCUUGGACAACCACUGCAGUACAACCUUUCUGUUUGUCCCCCGUUAUUGCACAGUCAGCCCCCUUACUCUGCACAACUGACAGGGAUGAAACAUGGGAACAGAGGAAAGAGGCAAGCUCUAAAAUCAGCAUCUACGGACUUGGGUACAGCUGACAUAGUCCUGGGCCGUGUGCUGGAGAUCACAGACCUACCAGAUGGCAUCACACGAGCAGAAGCAGGCAAGCUUUUCACACAGCUGGCAAUGUCUGGGGCCAGGAUACAAUGGCUGAGGGACGCUCACAGUCACGCCACAGGGCCUGGUGGCGAUAUUAAUGGACCUGCAGAAAAUGGGCGCCAAAUUUACAACAAUGACCUGGCAGCCUUUUAUACCAUCGUUGCCGUCUUCCCCAGCACCAUGGCAGCCCAGAACGCCUCAGUGCAGCAAAAUAGUCCACUUAGCCGCUUCAAAUUGCGCAGUAUCAAAAAGAACUAUGAUUUGCGCAUACUGGAACGUGCCAGCUCGCAAUAGCGUGUGAAGAUGGGUAGGGGAAAGAGUGAGGGAGGGAAUAGAGAUAAAGACCCUAAGGAGUAAAAUGUUUCUCCACCUCUUUUCAACACACUUCUUCCUCUCUCCUUCCCAUCCGUGAUACAGAAGCACACUGGACUUACACAAAUAAAUACAGCCUCUCCCUCUCUCUCCUUUUCCUCUCUGCACCUUGCUAUUCUUUUUCAGCAGCACCCUUCACUCAUUUGCCAUCUCCUAUUUGUUUAUCCUUUCCAUUUGUUUUAUCAUUCUUUGCUCUUGAUUCCUCGCUCCUUUAUUGUUUAACAAUUGCUGCAUUGCUUGCUUUCCUCUUACCACCUCUAUAUGUUUGUUUCUUUUCCUUGCACGCACUCAUGUCGUCUUGCUUGUGUUGCACUAGUCGUCGUGCUCCUGGCAUUUCCUUUUCAUUUUCAUCAUAUCAUUUAUCUUCUCCCUUUUCCUUGCACAUCCUGCAUACAUUGCAUUGAUUUGCAGGCCCUUCUACUUUACAUAUGAAACAUUUUAUAUAUACGGUAUAUAUUUGUUUUCCCUCUUCUCUGCGGUACUUUUUAUACAGACAUUACCCAUUUUCUGAUCGGGAGCAGACGUGCUCUGUAGCGGGUAUAAAGCUGCCAUAGGGUAAAGGAAAGAACUUUUUUUUUUUUUUUUUGCUCCGAGUGGAAAUUUUGUUUUGUUUUUUAUUUUUAUUUUUCUUGGAGUUGGUUGUCCCUGAACAUUGUAUAGUUUUUGUUUUCUUUCUUGUUUUUUUUAUUUUAUUUUGUUUUUCAUGCUUGUGAGAGUACAUUGGGUAUUUAUUUGCACAAAUGGACUGUACUCACUGUAAAUUUUAUUUAAUCAAAUUUUGUUUUUAAAUAUGGAAAAAAGUAUGUGUCA
Molecule: messenger RNA, 4377 nt
Organism: Pseudophryne corroboree (corroboree frog)
Lineage: Eukaryota; Metazoa; Chordata; Amphibia; Anura; Myobatrachidae
Gene: R3HDM2
Product: R3H domain containing 2
Exons: 25
Coding region: 385-3489 (1034 amino acids)
Molecular function (GO): nucleic acid binding
Source: RefSeq, a predicted model, not a curated record